Molecule: messenger RNA, 1287 nt
Organism: Lodderomyces theae
Lineage: Eukaryota; Fungi; Ascomycota; Pichiomycetes; Serinales; Debaryomycetaceae
Exons: 2
Coding region: 1-1287 (428 amino acids)
Molecular function (GO): monoacylglycerol lipase activity
Source: RefSeq, a predicted model, not a curated record
AUGGUCAACUACCAUUUGGUUAUAUUAGUACACGGGUACUGUAGUGUUUGGGGUAACUCAUCACAUUUAGCUUAUAUUGAGAAACAGCUUAUCGAAAACGUUAAACCAGAUGACGGAAGCAAAUUGCUAGUGUACAAAACGGGAUCACAUUCAGGGUACCUUACUUAUGAUGGUAUUGACGUCAAUGGGAAACGAAUAACUGAUGAGAUAUUAGAGCAGACACAACAAGUAAGAGAAAACGGGGAUACAGUGACGAAAUUCUCCAUUAUUGGGUACUCGUUAGGUGGUUUAAUAUCUCGAUAUGCCAUAGGGGUCUUGCUAAAACAAGGUUACUUUGACAAAAUUGAACCAGUCAACUUUGUAACCUUUUGCACUCCUCAUAUUGGUGUUCUGAAACCACACACUCGAAAUUUUUCAGUACGGUUGUACAACAAUAUUGCCCCUCAUUUCUUGGCCAUCACCGGCUCCCAAUUUUUUCUUAAAGACAAAGUCGGGGAGUUUAGCAAGCCACUUUUGGUAUGGAUGGCUGACCCAAAUUCAGUAUUCUACUUGGCGUUGAAGCAGUUCAAGUACAAAUCCUUGUAUGCUAACGUGGUUAAUGAUAAGCGGUGCUGCUGGUUUACUUCUUCGAUAUCCUUGACUGACCCAGUCAAUUCACUUUACAACAAAUUCCCCCAAAACAUCACUGCUGAAUAUAUCAAGGGCUAUGAGCCAAAUGUCAUUGAUGCUUCGAAACCAUUUUACUUUGAACAAAAAUCCAAGGAACAAACGUAUGGAGCGUCGUCUCGUCGUGGAUUGUUCUGGAAAACCUUGAAUUGGUGCAAGUUGAUAGGAACAAUCGCAAUAUAUGCUCCAAUAAUGGGUCUAUCAUUUGUUGUUUCUUCAAUUUACCAGCGAAUUCAAACUUUGAAUAGACUUCGCCAUUUCCACAGUGAAAAGUCAAACAAUUUGUCUCAUUUGUACGAAUACAACGAAAACACAUCGUUGUUCACCAACUUGUCGAAUAAGUUGGAAGAUGAGCAAGAUACUAUUGUUGAGGACAUGUACGGGGCCAUGAACUGGAAAGUGUCACAUUCAUCUUCGAAUUUCCCACCUAUUACAUUAGAUGAUUCACAAAAGUUUGCCGUUGAAAAAUUAAACACUUUGGGAUGGCAGAAGUUUCCUAUAAUCUUGAGGCAUACCACGGCAACCCAUGCUGGGGCUAUUGUUAGACACGCAGAUCCAAAUUUUGAUGAAGGGAAAGUCAUUGUUGGUCACUUUGUUGAGAAUGUUUUUAAACUAGAAUAG